This is a messenger RNA of Sclerotinia sclerotiorum 1980 UF-70, 156 nucleotides long. RefSeq lists its product with no specific name. The record is from RefSeq and is a predicted model, not a curated record. Lineage: Eukaryota; Fungi; Ascomycota; Leotiomycetes; Helotiales; Sclerotiniaceae. The transcript is spliced from 2 exons. The coding region runs from base 1 to 156 and encodes 51 amino acids.
AUGGGUUUAAAUUUACACUGGAGAGGUAUCGAUGGCCGUGGAACAGGGCACCAAGGCUGGGCCUGGGACCCUACCUUUCAGCUUAUGAGGUUGCCCAGUAUCCCCGCUGAAUCAUUAUACAUCGAAAUCCUCUUCAUUUUACCUGAGAUUGGAUGA